This is a messenger RNA of Notolabrus celidotus (New Zealand spotty), 3136 nucleotides long. Its product is annotated as F-box only protein 30-like. The record is from RefSeq and is a predicted model, not a curated record. NCBI's taxonomy places the organism in Eukaryota, Metazoa, Chordata, Actinopteri, Labriformes, Labridae. Gene Ontology annotation, molecular function: ubiquitin protein ligase activity; protein binding; zinc ion binding.
CAAUAUUCGCUAGAACACCGGCUGCCAGUUUAUCCCAUCGCUGAUUGUCAUUGUUAUCAAAACAAGUAGUUUUUAAAGCGUCAGAAGAGUUGACAACAAACAGGCUCGCAGUGUCUGCCCAGCACUCCCUCCUGAAAUGUCCCAAACUUAGGAAAGGAAAGGUUUUGACCUCCCUGAUAUCGAGCUGGGAAGCUUCCCUAAUAAGGACAUUUGAUUCCUCAGCGUCACCCUCGGGGCUGAAGAUGGACAAGGACCAUGUCCACUGUGUGUCCUGUGUAACCCAGAGAUGCACGGUCAGACCUGAACCAGGCGUUUGUUGUGAUCUCAUCUCCUGUCCUCAGGUGUGUGGCGCUGCAUUUCACUCCUGCAAAGCUACUGAACACCACCUUUUGUGCCCGCUGGUGAGGGUGCAGUGCCUGAACAGCAACUAUGGCUGCCCGGCCACCCUGCUGCGCAAUCAAAUGUACGCACACCUCGAAGUGUGUCCUGCUGGAGUGGUGUGCUGCACCAUGGAGUGGAACAGGUGGCCCGUGAGCUGCCUGGACUAUACGUCCUAUGAGAGCCUGAGCCGAGGGGUGGAGGAGGCAGAGCAGCUGGACAUGGCGCUCGCCCUUCAGGACCAGCGUACGCUACUUGAGUCCCUCAAGGUGAUUGCCAUGACACCAACUACUGAGAGAGAGCUGCUUGUUCCUGCUGGUAAAGACGCCAGGACAAAAGAUUCAGCUUUGCUUGUUUCUGCUCCUGAGGCCUCCACUCUUACUGAGUCACCUACUUCGUCAUCGUCAUCAUGUCAGCCACAAGCUCCCCCAGCGGGCUCGGCAAAGGAGAAGAUAGCCAGUGGAAUUAACGGCUUGAACGAGGAGCACUUUGGUAAACUUUAUGAGGCCACAGUUGAGACAGCAAGAAGUUUAUGUGCUGCUUUGGACUUUGUUAGCAGUGCAAAAUCUAUUGACAACAGUAUCGACAAAGGAGCUGCUCUGCAGGAAAGUAGCAAUGGAGACAUUCAGAGCGGACUGCAAGAUAAAACAGAAGCUGCUGAAGGAUUGGACAAAAAAGAAACAGGGGAGCAAAGUGUUUGUUCCAGCUGUUUGAAGGAAAAUGGGGCUCUUAAAGAGCCAGAUCGAAAGAUUUUAAACGCCACAAAUGGACCGCUGUCAGGUGAAGCAGAUGCCUCUAAAGCAGGAGUUGCUGUGGUCACCCCUACACUGGAACAGGGCAUCCCCAGUGUGUUCCUAGUUCUUUUCGGAAACCACGGGCCAGAGCGAAAGUUCCAUGACUACCAGUUUUUUAGGAGCCAGGGCAAAUGUUUUUUACCCAAUGGAAGGAUAGGUUUUGUUCCAGACCGGUCUCUUUAUAGACUGAGACCCAAAAUGGAAGACAAAUCAGUGGAUACCUCCGACCUGGAGCAGGAGGAGGAUCCCAUGGGUCUUGGGGAGAUAGAUCUGAUCACAGCUGCUCUGCUCUUCUGUUUGGAGGAGUCGAGAGAGUGUAGAAGGAUCUCUGAUACGGUCUACGUCGAUGGCUUUCGCGUUGACUUCGGGACACAGACUUUCACUUUCCCUGCAGCAAUCUUGGUAACAAACACAAGAGUGGGUGACAUGGCCUCUGCCUCUGCCUGUGACCAUGCUGCCCCCCAGCUCCCUUACCCCAGCCCCUUCUGCACUUUGCGCCUGGGCCUUGUACUCGAAGCUCUGGAGGUGGAGGCGGUCCCACACAACCGCUACCUCCCUCCCAACCCGCGCUACCAGCACAUGUUCCCCUUCGUCUGUGCCCAGUCAUUCCGCCGGGACCAGUUCUCAUCCCAUUUCACAAACGUCCACGGUGACAUUCACGCCGGCCUCAACGGCUGGAUGGAGCACCGCUGUCCCCUGGCUUAUUACGGCUGCACAUUUUCCCAGCGGAGGUUUUAUCCAUCCACCCGGGGGGGCAAAGUGAUUCAUGACAAGAGCCUCAGGGCCUUCGGGGUUCAGCCUUGCCCAAGGGGCAAACUUCCAGGUGACUCCAAGUCUGACCAAAUAAGUGGGCUUCCCAUUGAGAUUCUGUGGCACAUAGCAGGGUUUCUGGACAGUUUCAGCCUCUGUCAGCUGGCACUGGUGUCACGGACUAUGAGGGAGGUGUGUGCCAGUCUACUGCAGAGCAGGGGCAUUGUGGAGCUGCAGUGGGAGCGGAAACAAAGCCCUGGUGCUCCUGGCACCGUGUCAUGGCAGGUCAAGAACAAAGUGUGGAGAUUCACCACCGCCUUCAGCCCUGUGUCAUCGUGGGGUUUCACCGACCUCCCCAGCAUGUCGGACCACCUCAAAAAGUGCCCCUUCAACACAGUGGAGCACAAGACGGAGCCCAUACCUCUUCCCGCCAUGUGCACCGCACGAGAUGGACACUCCCUGCGCCGCGUUCUGCGUCACGUUAACCACUGACCAAAAAACACGGCAUGAACUCACGCAUCUGCACCAGAAUCACUCCGGUAUUACGUGGAUGAUGCAAUUUUCUCUGUCUUGCUAAACGAGUUACUCUUCCUGUGUCACACUAGAUUUUGAAAGCCUUAAUGAAAUAACACCUUAUCUACCUGCCAAAAUGAAGCUCUGUCGUUCCUAUGUGGAGAAAAAAAAAACAGAUAUAGAUUUGCAUGGGUUUGUGCUGAAUUUACUUCCUUAUUCUGAUAAGACAAAUGUAUUUUUUGAAGACGAAUAUGCACAUUAGAUGUAUAUUAUUCUGAAUGAUUCUCAGAGAAAAUGGAGUCUCACUGUUUUCUUGCCUUUCUGUGGUAGCCAUGGGAAAAGCAGGUCGUUGGUUAUUUAGCAUUUUUUCUGUGUCACAGAUUUUAUGCCAGCACUUUACUCAAGAUUUGCUUAUCCCUUUUAAUGUUACUAAGGGACACUAAAUGAUCUUAUCUCUCUGAUCACUUUAAAGUUUCACCCCUAUGCAUAUGUGGUUUGAAGGAUGUCAGUAAAAGACUCACAGUAGUUGGAUAUUAAUGCAAAGAAAGCCCCAAAUUGCACUACAGUUUGCUACGAUUUAAUAAAGUCUCUACCGCCUUUUAUGUAUUUAUUUGUCUUUUAAGCUCUUUUUCAGUUUAGUAUAAAUGUAAUUGCUGUUUUAUCAAAGCAGGUCUGGAUUAAAGGAAGAUAUCUUACAUUUC